Catharus ustulatus (Swainson's thrush) is the source of this 3479-nucleotide messenger RNA. RefSeq names its product solute carrier family 25 member 13 (gene SLC25A13). Lineage: Eukaryota; Metazoa; Chordata; Aves; Passeriformes; Turdidae. Gene Ontology annotation, biological process: L-glutamate transmembrane transport; malate-aspartate shuttle; aspartate transmembrane transport. The transcript has 19 exons. The coding region runs from base 595 to 2523 and encodes 642 amino acids. The record is from RefSeq and is a predicted model, not a curated record. Gene Ontology annotation, molecular function: calcium ion binding; L-aspartate transmembrane transporter activity; L-glutamate transmembrane transporter activity.
UUUUCUCUUGUGUUUUUCUGAAACUGCUUAUUAUGGAAGCUGUCUCAGUGGAAUUAAAUGUUGUUUCUGGUUACUGCCACAUCUAUAUUUAAAAUCCUAAAUCCUUGUCACAUCAAAAAUAGUUAGUCCCCAGGCACAGGCUCCUUGUAUGUCUUGGUGUUACUAUAGUCAGACAUCUCACACUGAACGCCCCAGUCCUGCAAGAUCACCUCAGCUGUAUUAAGUAGAGUUCUGUGAGGGAUUGGUACCACUGGCCCUACCUCUACAAACACUUUUGUCUGCCGAAGCGAUCCAGUGCCUGCCCUGGAUGAUGUGAAUUAGUGAGGUUUGGCAAAAUGGAAGAGAAGAAUUGCAUUGCAUUGGACAUGGAUUUGUUGGGCCCUCAGAAAAGAAGAGGUGAGGGAUUCUGGCAUCAUGAUGGGCUCCUGUGUCCAUGAAAGGAAUGGUGUCCAUUGUGGACAGGCUCCAGCCACUCAGUGAGAUCAGUUUUGGAGAGGAAAGUGGUUGGUCGCUCUAACCAAAAGAGCUGAUCCAGCUGAGUUGAAAACAAUAUUUUUGAAGUAUGCAAGUGUGGAGAAGAAUGGAGAAUUCUUCAUGUCUCCUAAUGACUUUGUCACACGGUACCUGAAGAUAAUUGGAGAUGAUUUGCCUAAUGCAAACACUGUACAGCUCCUUGCAGGUGUGGUGGAUCAGACAAAAGAUGGGUUGAUAUCCUUUCAAGAGUUUGUGGCAUUUGAAUCAGUCCUGUGUGCUCCAGAUGCAUUGUUCAUAGUAGCUUUUCAGCUGUUUGACAAGACUGGCAAAGGAGAAGUGACUUUUGAGGAUGCUAAACAAGUUUUUGGCCAGACCACGAUCCAUCAGCACAUUCCUUUCAACUGGAAUUCAGAGUUUGUACAGCUGCAUUUUGGAAAGGAUAGAAAAAGACACCUAACAUACCCGGAGUUCACUCAGUUUUUACUGGAGAUACAAUUAGAACAUGCAAAACAAGCCUUUGUUCAGAGAGACAAUGCUCAGUCUGGAAGAGUCACAGCUAUGGACUUCAGGGAUAUUAUGGUCACCAUCCGGCCACACAUGCUGACACCAUUUGUAGAAGAAUGUCUAGUAGCUGCUGCUGGAGGUACCACUUCCCAUCAGGUCAGCUUUUCCUAUUUUAAUGGAUUUAAUUCUCUCCUUAACAACAUGGAGCUCAUUAGAAAGAUCUACAGUACUCUGGCUGGAAAUAGAAAAGAUGUGGAAGUCACUAAGGAGGAGUUUGUUCUGGCAGCCCAGAAAUUUGGUCAGGUUACACCCAUGGAAGUUGACAUCUUGUUUCAGUUAGCAGAUCUUUAUGAGCCACGGGGGCGCAUGACGUUAGCUGAUAUUGAAAGAAUUGCUCCUCUGGAGGAGGGGACAUUGCCCUACAACCUGGCUGAGGCUCAGAGGCAGAAAGCUUCAGGCGAUGUGUCUCGACCUGUUCUCAUCCAGAUUGCGGAAUCAGCGUAUAGGUUUGCCCUUGGUUCGGUUGCUGGAGCUGUUGGAGCCACUGCAGUCUACCCAAUUGAUUUAGUGAAAACUCGCAUGCAAAACCAGCGUUCUACAGGUUCUUUUGUGGGAGAACUUAUGUACAAAAACAGCUUUGAUUGCUUCAAGAAAGUGCUGCGUUAUGAAGGUUUCUUUGGGCUUUAUCGAGGUCUGUUACCACAGCUAUUAGGAGUAGCACCAGAGAAGGCCAUAAAACUUACUGUUAAUGACUUUGUGAGAGAUAAGUUUAGGACUAAAGAUGGAUCUGUCCCACUGGCUGCAGAAAUUCUUGCUGGUGGCUGUGCCGGAGGUUCUCAAGUAAUCUUUACCAAUCCACUGGAAAUUGUCAAGAUUCGAUUGCAGGUGGCUGGAGAAAUUACUACUGGUCCACGAGUUAGUGCCCUCAGUGUAUUAAGAGACUUAGGUUUCUUUGGUCUCUACAAGGGUGCUAAGGCAUGUUUUUUGCGUGACAUCCCCUUCUCUGCCAUUUACUUCCCCUGUUAUGCUCAUUUGAAAGCUUCAUUUACAAAUGAAGAUGGGAGGGUUAGCCCUGGAAAUCUGCUCUUGGCGGGAUCAAUAGCUGGUAUGCCUGCAGCCUCUCUGGUCACCCCUGCAGAUGUGAUCAAGACAAGGCUACAGGUGGCAGCCCGAGCAGGACAGACCACCUACAGCGGCGUUGUGGACUGUUUUGCCAAGAUCCUGCGGGAAGAAGGUCCCAAGGCUCUCUGGAAAGGAGCAGGAGCUCGUGUAUUUCGAUCUUCUCCUCAGUUUGGUGUAACUCUGGUGACUUACGAGCUACUGCAGAGAUGGUUUUAUGUGGACUUUGGAGGAGUAAAACCAGCUGGAUCAGAGACAGUUCCUAAAUCUAGGAUCACGCUCCCUGCUCCUAACCCUGACCAUGUUGGUGGUUACAAAUUGGCAGUUGCCACUUUUGCAGGGAUUGAAAACAAGUUUGGACUUUACCUACCUCGGUUUAAGCCAUCGCCACCUACCUCAAAGGCUGCUGCAGCAGUAGGACCCUAAGUUUAUUGCUGUAGGGUUUUUGUUAUUAGUUGGGAAAGAGCCACUUUUCUAAUUGGUUAAUACUUCAUUCCUUUAGCUUCUCAUCAUAUAAAAGAUUAGCUUCAUUUGAGUUUUAAGGUAAUUUUCAUCUUAAAUGGAAUCAUUUGUCUUUGUGCUUCCGUAACCAGAUCACUGUGAAAUUCUUACCAGUUGUUUUAAGUUUGGGACCAUGAAUGUAUUUGUCCACAUCUGACAUGUGCUUGUGUUGGGAAGACACUAAUUUUAGGUUCCAUUUAUUGGGGAGGGCUGGGCGAGAGCUGCGAACCAGAUCAUUUUACAGGCAAUGCUCAGUUGCAGAUUACCAGGGCAGAUGUCACACAUCAUCACUCAGAUGGAAAACUCAUUGGAUAUCACGGUGCUCGAAGCAGAAUGAUUUGGACUGUGCGUGCAAAUUGGUUUUGAACUUGGUGCGUGUGUGUAGAGGUCAGCAAAUAUAUACCUGGUACCUAAGUAUGCCAGUACAGCUUCAACUUUCUAAAUCUGUAUACGCACAAGUUCUGUUUCUGGAUUGUAUUAUGGAGCUUUUAUGUGGAACAUGUUUUUGUAAUGGAAACCACAUUUAUAAAUGUUUAGCCGUUGUAUUAUGUUACUGGUAUCAAAAUGCUCAAAAGAAAGUGUUAUUGUCCAUAGUCUUUGCACUUUAUGGCAGAACUUUUGGCAUUCUACUACACAUACAAGGAAAUUUCAUAACUAGGUGCCUAUCCUGGGUUGCUGGUGUUUGGAAUUCAGUUUGUAUAUGCACUUCUAUAGUAAAACGCUGCUUGUUUAAAUAACUGCAAUAGAAAAUUCAUGCACUGUAUCAAUGGUACCUGCCUUAACUGCUGGCUUGUAAUUGGCAAAUAGGUGGUUUCAGAUUCUUAUUUACUUCAUUGAGUCAAAAGAGAUUAAAAUAGUCUAAAAUAAAAGAUUUUACUUAA